UCGAAUUUUUUCCUAUUCAGCAAAAUGGACUUAUCACUAUGAAUCGUAGUUUUCGUUUAGAGGAGCAGUCAUCUCCUUUUCCUCGUGAUAGCUCAUUUGAACCAAGUUUUGAAGGUUCAGCAGCAACCCAGUUCAGGUAUCCAUCUGUUGAAGUUGAACCAAGGUCUGAAGGAUAUGACGAAUACUUUGAUCCACCGUUGGAAAGCAAAUAUGAAUGUCCUAUCUGUCUUCUGGGGCUGCGAGAGCCAGUGCAGACAAGCUGUGGUCACAGGUUCUGUAGAGGUUGUAUUGUUCGGUCUAUACGGGACGCUGGUCCCAAAUGCCCUGUAGAUAAUGAGCCACUAAGCGAAUCACAGCUUUAUCCAGACAACUUUGCAAAGCGGGAAAUGAUGGAUCAAGAUGUAUUCUGUCGUAUGAAAGAGCAACGCAGCUGUACUUGGAAGGGAAAGCUGGGAAAGUUAGAGGAACAUCUGAAUAAAUGUGAUUUUGUGGAUGUGAAGUGCCCCAAAGAGUGUGGAAGAGAGAUGCAGAGGAAGGAAAUUAAAGAACAUCUGGCGAAGGAAUGUCCAAACAGAACAAUACCUUGUAAACACUGCAAAAAAGACAUAAAGUGGAAUGAAUUAGAGGACCAUUAUGGGAACUGUCCAAAAUUCCCUGUGAAGUGUGAUAGCUGCAAGAAAGAAAACAUUGCAAGAGAAAAGUUGCAAGAACAUUUGGACAAAGAAUGUCCUGCAGUGGAAUUGAAAUGUCCUUUCUACAUCGUGGGGUGUGCAUUUGAGGGUCAGCGGCUAGGAGUCAUUGAACAUGUUGCUAAGGAGAUAACUACCCACACAAUGGAUAUGGCCAAGAAACUUGGUGAGUUGAUGACAACUGGGUCUGGCAAUGAUAACACAGAAGGACAGAGGAAUGCGGGUGGUACUGGGCGAACCAGGGGUGGGGUGGGGGCAUUUCCUCGAGAGCAAGCGAGCCAAGAAGGAUAUCUACAUGAUUUGUCAAGCAGGACUCAGACUCAGCGAGAAGAGCUGGACGAAUUGAGGCACAAGGUAGCUGAGAUGAGUAAUAUAAUACAUCAUCUGGAGCGGCAGCUGGAGGAGACUCGUAUGCGACAGGAAAGGCCCAUCCAAGAGUUGACUCUGAGAUUCAACCGAUAUGAAACAAAAUUGUCAGAAGUUGAGGGGCGUUUGUGCAACGGAUCAUAUAUUUGGAAGAUCGAUAACUAUCGACAGUGCCGCCAAGAUGCCCUCAGUGGGGUGAUGACAGCAAUCCACAGCCCGUCCUUCCACACCAGUCUUUACGGCUAUAAGUUGUGUAUGAGGAUCAACCUGAACGGUGUGGAUAGUGGUGUUGGAAAACACGUGGCGCUGUUUGUUCAUAUGAUGCAGGGAGAUUAUGACAGCAUUCUGGAAUGGCCCUUUACGGGAAGAAUUGCUCUGUCCAUUUUGGAUCAGUCUGAUGGCGCUGAAUACCGUCACCACAUCAGUGAGACCCUGGUGGCCAAGCCUAACCUGUUGGCUUUCCAAAGACCCACAGCGCCGCGCAACUACAAGGGGUAUGGAUAUGUUGAGUUUGCACCAAUUGAGUCGAUCCGUGAGCCGCAGUAUGUCAGGAAUAAUACAAUGCUGGUGCGGAUUCAAAUUUUUCAUUAAUUGUGCAGUAUUGUUUAAAAGUGAUGCAAGCGAUUUUCAAUGAAUUUCAUUCUUUUCUCACUCAAGUGUACGUGAAACAUUUAAUGAUAUCUCCAGUUCUGUUAGACUCAGAACAUAAAAGUUACAUUUUCAUCUUCCUCUUGGUGCUGCACCGUGACGAGAUGAGGAAGCGUGCGUACUCUAGUGAUCCGCAGAGCUGUGCCAGAAGGAGCCAUGUGCUCAUAUUAGGUUUAACCAUUCUGGAUUGGUCUUCGGGGAAGGGUCAAACAAAAUAGCUCUUUAGUCCUUAUGGACAAGGGUUCUGUCAGGGGCUUUUGUACCGGGUCACUUAAACCAAACGUAGCUGCGUCAGAAGUUAGUCUUGUAAGGGCGCUUUGCCUAACAUGACUUGCUCGUUCCGACGGCAGUUUUAUUUACUAGAAAAAAAAUCUUAAUUUUCUCGACAUCA
This is a messenger RNA of Pocillopora verrucosa, 2094 nucleotides long. The record is from RefSeq and is a predicted model, not a curated record. NCBI's taxonomy places the organism in Eukaryota, Metazoa, Cnidaria, Anthozoa, Scleractinia, Pocilloporidae.